Messenger RNA from Tauraco erythrolophus (red-crested turaco), 400 nucleotides. The record is from RefSeq and is a predicted model, not a curated record. NCBI's taxonomy places the organism in Eukaryota, Metazoa, Chordata, Aves, Musophagiformes, Musophagidae.
GUACAAGGCGAUCGUUAAGUACAAGACGGCGUUUUACUCCUUCUACCUGCCCGUGGCUGCUGCCAUGUACAUGACUGGUAUUGACAGUAAGGAGGAGCACGACAAUGCCAAGGCCAUCUUGCUGGAGAUGGGUGAAUUCUUUCAGAUCCAGGAUGAUUACCUGGACUGCUUCGGGGACCCGGAGCUGACGGGGAAGGUUGGCACUGAUAUCCAGGACAACAAGUGCAGCUGGCUGGUGGUGGAGUGUCUGCGUCGGGUCACGCCUGACCAGAGGCAGAUCCUGGAGGAGAACUACGGCUGCAAGGAGCCUGAGAAGGUGGCAAAGGUGAAGGAGCUCUACGAGACUCUGGGCAUGAGGGCGGCUUUCCAGGAGUACGAGGAGAGCAGCUACCGGCGCCUG